Messenger RNA from Drosophila miranda, 2073 nucleotides. RefSeq names its product tetraspanin-33. Gene Ontology annotation, cellular component: membrane. Lineage: Eukaryota; Metazoa; Arthropoda; Insecta; Diptera; Drosophilidae. The record is from RefSeq and is a predicted model, not a curated record. Bases 306 to 1178 code for a protein of 290 amino acids. The transcript is spliced from 3 exons. Gene Ontology annotation, biological process: protein maturation; protein localization to plasma membrane.
GUCAACCACAGAAAACUGUGUGGCAACGCUGUCGAAUUUGUUAUUUUUUAUCUCUGUGUAAUGUAAUUGUUUAUACAAAAAAUCAGUGAAAAAUUAAUCCAUUGUUGUGUGCUGAGCUUCACUAAACACAGCCAACGCGCGCACCAUGAGAGUGGGAUACCAUUGAGCUCGCGAAAAGACCACACGCAAAGAGGGCGUCAACAAACCGUGGGGGUGGACUUGAUAAAGAAGAAGACAAGCCAGAGAUUAAGAACAGAAGAGUUUCAUUGAGAUAAAAUCAUUCGAUUGCGACAAAUACGACUAGUAUGAGUAACCACAGAUACCACCAUGGGGGCAGCUACAUGCAUCCGCGGAUGUCGUAUCCCCACCACUUCACCUACGUCAGCUCCUGCGUGAAAUACAUGAUCUUCCUGCUGAACUUCCUUUUCUGGCUCUUCGGCGGCCUGCUCCUGGCCAUCGGUGUGUACGCGUUCAUGGACAAACUGAAGGAUGGCAAUGGGUGGUUGCGCCUGGACACCGUCUACGAUGUGAUCUUCAAUAUAUCCUUGGUGAUGAUCAUUGCGGGCUGUGUGAUAUUCGUAGUCAGCUUUGCCGGAUGCCUGGGAGCUCUGCGGGAGAACACCUGCCUGCUGAAGUUCUACUCGAUGUGUCUGCUUAUGUUUUUCAUCAUGGAAAUGACUUUAGCCAUCAUCUGCUUCGUGUUCCCGCAGUACAUGAACUCGUUCUUGGAAUCACAGUUUGCCGACAAGAUUAUACACUCGUACCGCGAUGACUCAGAUCUGCAGAAUUUCAUUGACUUUGCGCAGCAAGAGUUCAAGUGCUGUGGCCUCAGCAAUGCUGGCUACCAGGACUGGAGCAAGAACGAGUACUUCAAUUGCUCCUCCCCAUCUGUGGAAAAGUGCGGCGUGCCCUACAGCUGCUGCAUCAACGCCACCGACAUCAGUUCCGGCCUGGUCAACAUAAUGUGCGGCUAUGGCGUGCAGGAGCACUCGGUGGCAGCCGCUAGCAAGCGCAUCUGGACUAGCGGCUGCAUUGAAAUCGUGCGCGUCUGGGUAGAACGAAAUCUCUAUGUGAUUGCUGGCGUGGCCCUGGGAGUUGCCUUGCUCCAGCUGUUCGUCAUUUAUCUGGCCAAGACCCUGGAGGGACAGAUAGACCUUCAGAAGUCGCGCUGGUCGUGAGUGCCAUACCAUCAUCCGUACUUGUACGGAUACCCGUGCGACGAAGACUUGUACUACAACACUCAAAUGUGAGAGAUGGCCCUGGCGGCAGGAGCACGACUGCCGCCGCUGAGCUGAUCGAGCUAAUCUGGUCCUACAAGUGCUCAAAUACUAGUUUCCUCCCAAAUAGCUUUGGUUUCAAUAAUGUCUCUAUAUUUUAUGUUAGCUUAUUACUCAGCCUAUGUUCUCAAGCCCUGUGCAAUUAAUGUUUAAAUUGCAAUCAAUCAUCACUCCCCCAGGCUAGCGCCUGAACCUAACCUAACCUAUACUCUCUUGCCGAAAAAUACAGUCUAGUUUUAUAUAUAUUUGUAACCCAUAAAUAAUCCCAUAGUGGUCCUAGCAGUGUUUAAAUAUUAGUUUUCCCCCAAAUAGUUUUGGUUUCAAUAAUGGCUCUGUCUCUGUUCUCAAACCCUUUGCAUUUAAUGUUCAAAUUGCAAUCAUAUUUAUACUCUCUUGACGGACAACACAGUCUAGUAUGUAUACCCCAUAAAUAAUCCCAUAGUGGCAUAGGCCAUUUUUAAGGCAGCUCUGUACGUUUUUAAUGUCUCAGCGUGAUCCGUACCGUAGUCACAAAAUCAAAGCAAAUGAACAAACACUUAAAUAUAUGCGCAAUAUCGUAUUACUAAUAAAAGACAUUUGUAUAUAAGUAUAAGUUUAUCUAAGAAAUACAUACGCAUUUAAAAUGAGAAUUAUAUUUAUAAAGAAAACCAAACUAUACCAAAACUGCUACGUAUUUGUUGGACUAAAUAAUAUACAUACUAGAAUUAAUAGAGAUUUUAAGCAUCUGUAUCUGUGUUUGUGUGUAAACCUCGUUGUACUACAUAAUCAAAUACAGACCAUACAUAUGUACGUGUAA